UCGUUUUGCCGCAUUUCAUUCUUGUCCCAAUAAACCCAAAUAUAAUACCAUUUUUUUCCAAAAGUGCGAUGGCUACUUUAAGAUCAAUGCCCUGGAAUCAAACUUGCCGCGGCCAUGACCACACUUGGCCUUCAUGUCCCUGUGAAGUACCCAAAAAUUUCAGUUACGCGUUCGGUUUGAUGAAGGCGAAAAGUCGUUGGAGAGUUGGGGGUGUUGCGUUGGCUCCUAAAUGGCAGCUGCUGGAAAUGGGAAUUAAAAGAAAGGGAAUUAGGGUAACGGUGGCGAAAGGGUACGAUGGUCGUGACCCUGCAGCGGGUGUCAAUAUUCCGGCGGAGGAAGAUGAGAAGUUUGUGGAGGUUCUUCGGGAAGUUCAACCUUACAUUUUCUUACACAGAAGCACUACAUUUGUUGUGGUCAUAGCUUGUGAGAUUGUUGCUAGUCCUUUCUUCUUGGAUGCCAUACUUCAGGAUAUAGCAUUUCUUCAUCACCUGGGGAUCAGGUUUGUUCUUGUUCCGGGAACCCAAGUGCAAAUUGAUGAACUUUUGGCACAGAGAGGAAAGAAGCCAAAGUUUGUUGGUCAGUACAGGGUAACUGACUCAGAUUCUCUAGAUGCUGCAAGGCAAGCAGCUGGGGCGAUAUCUAAGACAAUAGAGGCAAAGCUUUCUCCAGGACCUUCCAUAUGCAAUAUUCGUCGACAUGGUGACAAUAGUCGUUUGCAUGAAGUUGGUGUCAGCGUCGAGAGUGGUAACUUUCUUGCAGCCAAGAGAAGAGGAGUUGUUGCUGGUGUAGAUUAUGGGGCAACAGGUGAAGUCAAGAAAGUAGAUGUUUCUCGCAUGCGUAAGAGGCUUGAUGAUGAUUGUAUUGUGAUACUGAGCAACCUGGGUUAUUCCAGCUCUGGAGAAACUUUAAAUUGCAACACGUACGAAGUUGCAACGGCUUGUGCCUUGGCUAUCGAAGCAGAUAAACUUAUCUGCAUAAUAGAUGGUCCAAUUCUUGACGAGAGUGGACGCCUUGUUCGCUUCUUGACUCUUGAAGAAGCAGACAUGUUGAUUCGUAAGCGGGCUCAGCAGAGUGAGGUAGCUGCUAGCUAUGUGAAAGCUGUUGAUGAAGAAAAUCUGUCUGGCUUUGGAUAUGGUGAUCCCAAUGCUACUUACCGGAAUGGGAAGGCUCUUAAGGAAAAUUAUACCGCAUGGUUUCACAAUGGUGUUGGUUUUGAAAAUGGGAAUGGAUUGUGGACUGGUGAACAAGGUUUUGCUAUUGGAGGUCAUGAACGGCAAAGUCGAUUAAAUGGUUACCUUUCCGAAUUGGCUGCUGCAGCCUUCGUUUGCAGGGGAGGUGUUCAAAGAGUACAUCUGUUGGAUGGAACUAAAGGGGGAGUUUUAUUGUUGGAAUUGUUUAAAAGAGAUGGAAUGGGGACAAUGGUGGCUAGUGACCUAUAUGAAGGAACCCGGAUGGCUAGGGCAUCUGACUUCUCUGGAAUAAGACAAAUUAUACAGCCUUUAGAAGCAUCUGGCACAUUGGUUCCAAGAAGUGACAAACAGCUACGUGAAGAAUUGGAUUGCUUCAUUGUGGUGGAAAGAGAAGGUCAGGUCAUUGCAUGUGCUGCUCUUUUUCCUUUCCCAGAGGAGAAAUGUGCAGAGGUUGCUGCUAUUGCAGUUUCUCCUGAUUGCCGUGGUCAAGGGCAGGGUGAUAAAUUACUUGAUUACAUUGAGAAGAAGGCAUCUUCGCUCGGAUUGGAGAAGCUUUUCUUGCUUACAACCCGUACUGCAGACUGGUUUGUGAGACGCGGUUUUUCACAAUGUUCGAUUGAAUCAAUACCAGAGAGGCGGCGGACAAAGAUCAAUCUGUCGCGUAAAUCCAAGUAUUAUACUAAGCAGUUAUUACCAGAUGCUAGCGGAAUUACUGUUAACAGGGACUUCACUUGAGGUUAAAAAUGUUGCCGGCAAAUUCUCUGUUCACCGGGUUUAGCAGCCAAAUCAUGGCGGAUAAAACUUCAACAGUUCUCAACCUGGUUCAGGAUUAUCUAAGUGCAAAUCUAUCAGCGUGUUUGAAUUAUGAGUUAUGUAUCUAAAUCGACGAUCGCUUCGUCACACCGACGGAAUAGCAAAUUUUCUUAAUAAAUGAUGGGCGAAUUUGGUGUUA
Molecule: messenger RNA, 2142 nt
Organism: Pyrus x bretschneideri (Chinese white pear)
Lineage: Eukaryota; Viridiplantae; Streptophyta; Magnoliopsida; Rosales; Rosaceae
Product: probable amino-acid acetyltransferase NAGS1, chloroplastic
Exons: 10
Coding region: 69-1925 (618 amino acids)
Biological process (GO): L-arginine biosynthetic process
Cellular component (GO): cytoplasm
Molecular function (GO): L-glutamate N-acetyltransferase activity, acting on acetyl-CoA as donor
Source: RefSeq, a predicted model, not a curated record